Molecule: messenger RNA, 1174 nt
Organism: Asparagus officinalis (garden asparagus)
Lineage: Eukaryota; Viridiplantae; Streptophyta; Magnoliopsida; Asparagales; Asparagaceae
Product: protein LOW PSII ACCUMULATION 3, chloroplastic
Exons: 9
Coding region: 77-1009 (310 amino acids)
Source: RefSeq, a predicted model, not a curated record
ACCACAGAGCUGAUUCUCUUUCCUUCAAAAAAAAAAAAAAAGAGCUGGUCCUCUCUCUCUCUCUCUCUCUCUAAAGAUGUCAAUGGCAAUUUCUGACCCAUCUUCUCUCUCUGCAGCUCAAUUAAGCUUCACCAAGAGGAUUUGUAGAGUAUACGGUGGUAACCACUUAUUAAGAGCGACUGCAAGGAGAAAGGAUUGUUUAGCACGCUCUGUUUCAAGCGAAGGCAGCAACCCUUCAGUGGAGGUUGACGUCAGGUUUCCAAGAGAUUACUCUGAGCUUCUUCAACAGGCGAAAGCUGCGACUGAAUUGGCUUUCAAGGACAACAAACAACUGAUGGAGAUUGAAUUUCCAACUGCAGGCUUGGAGUCUGUACCAGGUGAUGGUGAAGGAGGAAUAGAAAUGACCGGAAGCAUGCAGCUCAUUCGAGAAUUCUGUGAUCUCUUCAUAAUUUCAGAGAAAGUUGCCAGAACAAGAAUUUUUUUUCCGGAAGCAAAUGAAGUUGAUUUUGCAAGAAAGUCAGCUUUUGAAGGAUCUUCACUUAAGCUCGAUUAUCUAACAAAGCCAUCAUUAUUUGAAGAUUUUGGGUUUGUGACGAAGAUCAAAAUGGCAGAUAGAGUGAAGCCCGAGGACGAAAUUUUCUUGGUUGCGUACCCAUAUUUCAAUGUUAACGAAAUGCUUGUGGUUGAAGAGCUUUAUCAGGAAGCAGUAGAGAAUACUUCUAGGAAACUCAUCAUAUUCAAUGGAGAGUUGGACAGAAUACGAAGUGGAUAUUAUCCACCAUUCUUCUACCCGAAGCUUGCAGCGCUAACAAAGACCUUUCUUCCCAAGCUAGAAACCAUAUAUUACAUUCACAAUUUCAAAGGCCAAAGAGGAGGAACAUUGUUCAGGUCAUAUCCAGGGCCAUGGAAGGUACUGAGGAAAGAUAGAGAUGAAUACAUUUGUUUGCACCAGCAAGAAGAGAUGCCGUCUCUCAAGGAAGUUGCACUUGAUAUUCUUCCUUCGAAAUAAACAAGAAUCUCACAUUUUGCGUAAGUUGUUUCAAAUAUAUAGAACAAAGCAAGUAAGGUUUAAAUGUUAUGCUUUCUGUGUCACUAUAAUGUUUAUGAAAACAGGAUUUGUUUGUUUGUUCAUUCGUUUGGAAGCAGCAAUCAAUGAAAAUAUUGGUCACAUCGA